Molecule: messenger RNA, 923 nt
Organism: Balearica regulorum gibbericeps (East African grey crowned-crane)
Lineage: Eukaryota; Metazoa; Chordata; Aves; Gruiformes; Gruidae
Source: RefSeq, a predicted model, not a curated record
AAAACAUCUGCUGGGACUGAGAAUAUAAAUGGUGAACUUAAACCAAAAACUAGACGAAGAUGGGGACAUCUUGUUAGAACAGUGAAGAGUUCUGAAGACUGGGAUGACUUGGAAGACCUUGAUUUCAGCUCUUCCAUCACGAGGGUGGACUUGAAAAACAAGAAGAGGCAGAGUGAUGAAACUCUUUGUAGAUUUGAAAGCAUUUUGGACCUGAAGCCUUCAGAUGCUGUAGGCUCUGGCAGCAGUGCACCUUCCCAUCCGACCUUUCCACGGCAGGACACUCCCACAUUGCGAGUUUCUGCAGCAAAGCAACACUACUUGAGACAUUCUAGAUAUCUACCUGGAAUAAGCACAAGGAAUACCAUAGUCUCCACUUCCAGCAAAGAGUCUGUUCCGCCUAAUCCCUGGCCUGGUUCUGGUUUGCCUGGGAAAGCUGCUGGUUUGGGCGGAAGUGUUAACAGGAUGAAUUCAGGGCCCAUAGGAUCAAGCGGUCUAACUGGUGGUUAUAUCCCUUCAUUUCUGAAGAAGGAAGUAGGCUCUGCUGGGCAGAGGGUUCAGUUAGCACCAGUUGUAGAUCCAUCUUCCAAUUAUGCUUCUCUGAAGUCAGUAAGACCCCAUCUUGGACGGCCAUCGUUCAAUUCACCUACAAAAAGUACGCCAAGGUUGAUGCCUCUCCCACCACCAGCUCAGCCAAUCCACGGGCGUGUUGACUGGUCUGCAAAGUAUGGUGCUCACCGGUGACGUGUGGUAAUACUCUCUGAACCAGUGCGUGUUUCCCAUGAAAUGGUGGCUAACAGGAGACAAUUUGAUACUGUUUUAUAUACCUGUAAAUUUAAAAGAAACAGAUCUUCUAUGAACGAGACAUUUUGAAGGGUUUUUUUACUUUUAUUUGUAUUAAUUUGAAUGCAAUCUUGUACCUUUUU